Molecule: messenger RNA, 414 nt
Organism: Sphaeroforma arctica JP610
Lineage: Eukaryota; Ichthyosporea; Ichthyophonida
Exons: 2
Source: RefSeq, a predicted model, not a curated record
AAGAAUUAAACGUGCCAACGGCACCCUCACCAACCCAACAAGACGAACCCGCAGCGACAAGCGCACCCACGCCAGCAGUACCUCUGGGCGAGGUGCCCGUUGUGCCCUUGGGCAGCAAUGAUAGUACCGUCCCUCCACCAAGCAAUGAGGUGGUAGGUACCAGUGGGGAUGUAGACGCGAGUGUAGGUACGGCUGAGGUAGAUAGCGCGGCCCAGUCGGGAGGGCAGGAGACGACGGAAACUAACGAUAACGGAGGUGAAGAAGGAGUAGAAGAAGUCGAAGAAGAAGAGGAGGAGGCGGAUGAUGGAGGCGAGGAAUAUGAUGAUUCUUCAGACGAAGACAUUGAGAUCACAUUGUCAGCCCCUCCAAAGGAAGCGAGCGAUGCCGCACAGACUACCGAUAAAGCGAACGAAG